Pocillopora verrucosa is the source of this 1344-nucleotide messenger RNA. RefSeq names its product nematocyst expressed protein 6-like. Gene Ontology annotation, biological process: proteolysis. The record is from RefSeq and is a predicted model, not a curated record. Lineage: Eukaryota; Metazoa; Cnidaria; Anthozoa; Scleractinia; Pocilloporidae. Gene Ontology annotation, molecular function: metalloendopeptidase activity; zinc ion binding.
AGCAUCCAACAGAGCGUACGAACAAUUUUCAGUAUAGGAGAAGUGACACAAGACUAACGAUGUUUCGUAUGAUUCUACUGGCAGUUUUUCUGCAAAUGAGUGAAUGCAUUUUAACACCAGAUGGACUAAUGCAACCUCCAGCCCCAGGUCAACUGCAGGGAAAUACCUCGACAUCAAAAGAGGAAAUUUCGGCCUUUCAAGCUAUCGAACAGGCCAACAAUGCUGUUGGAAACUUACGAAUGACGGACAGGAGCGGGCUUUUCUUGCACGAGGGAGAUAUCGAACUAACAGGCUGGCAACGGAAAAUUCUCAAGAAGCAGAACUCAGGAGGACGACAGAAGCGCGGUGCUAUGAGAAGUCUCGCUCGGCGGUGGAUGGAUUCAAACGGGCGUCCUUUGAUUCCCUACUACAUCGAGGGCAGUGUGGCCCAUGCUCGCCGUGUUAUAGAUGCUGCCAUCAGACAAUGGAUGAGUAAAGUUCCUUGCCUGAGGUUCGUUCGAAAAACAACUCAUCGUAACUACAUCAGCUUCUUUUCUGGAGGAGGCUGCUAUUCCAUGGUGGGACGAGUUGGAGGAGGACAAAAGAUUUCUAUUGGACGUGGCUGUGAUCACAUUGGCGUGGUCGUUCAUGAAAUUGGACAUGCUCUCGGGUUCUGGCACGAGCAAUCCCGUCCCGAUAGGGAUCGUUACAUCAACAUUCACUGGAAUAACAUCCCAAGCGGAUUCCACUCCCAAUUCAGGAAGAUGUCGACAAGUGCCAUUAACUCACGUGGAGUCUCGUAUGAUUACGACAGUGUGAUGCAUUACCACUCUACCGCGUUUGGUAAUGGACGUAUAACUAUCACACGCAAAGAUGGCAGCACCAAGCUGGGAAACACUCGAGGAUUGAGCGCCAAGGAUGUUCAACAAGCGAACCUGAUGUACUGUAACGGACAACCAGUAACUGCAAGACCACCCACAGGCUGUCGAUACAAAGAUAAUAACCGCAACUGUCCAUCUUGGAAGGCCAGGGGUUACUGCACACACACAUAUCAGGAGUAUAUGAGACGAAACUGCCAAAAGAGUUGCUUCUGCGGAACAAACACCAACUGCGCUGACCUUCAUCAAAGCUGCCCAAAUUGGAGAAGAAGAGGUUUCUGUCGUCGAAACUCACAGUACUACACCUACAUGUCAACUAAUUGUAAAAAAUCCUGUGGCUUAUGCUAAGAGCGCUUAGUUUUCAGUGCAAGAGUUGUAUUAUAAACUAGUAUUUUUUUAAAGGAAAAAUGUAAAACCGCUCUAAGCAUUUUUUUAAUCCAAUCUUAAGUUUUUAGGUCCAUUAAUAAAAUGUGUAUUCUUUAAUAAA